Molecule: messenger RNA, 1373 nt
Organism: Felis catus (domestic cat)
Lineage: Eukaryota; Metazoa; Chordata; Mammalia; Carnivora; Felidae
Gene: VMO1
Product: vitelline membrane outer layer 1 homolog
Exons: 3
Coding region: 708-1313 (201 amino acids)
Source: RefSeq, a predicted model, not a curated record
CAAGGGAAGAAACAGCCCCCCCCCCCCCCCCCCCGUUCUUAGGGGCUCUCAAUCCCCUGUCCGUAAAAGUUCUUGGAAUUGUUCCUGUCUGUGUAUUUUCUUCUCAGGGGAAGGGGGACCCCAGAUUCUCUGGGAGUCUGGGCCCCAAUCACUAACAAGAUCCUUUCUAGCUACCACAGUUCAUGGAUUCUUGCCCUAUCUCUCCCUCGAAUGCUCCCCCAAAUCCUGGAGGUCAGGAGAACCCCCACCCAGCAUUUCAGAGUCAUUGCUUCCAACCCUAGACAUGGGCUCCCCGCUUCCCAGUGUUGGAAUGUUCCCCAGCUUGCUGACUGUGACCUUAGGCAAGUUGCUUGUCAUUUCCAAACCCCAUUUUGCUCAUCUGUGAAUAAGAAGGGUCAUUCGCACCUCCUUAAAAGGGUUGUAAGGAUUAACACACGCCUGCAAAACGCUGACCACAAUUCGUGGCCUAUAGUAGAUGCUCUGUAGGUGGUGGUUAACUCAGCUGGUCCGCUCUCUCUGCCCCUCCUCCUCCGGAGAGGGGAGCCUCCGUCUCCCAGAGCAGAGAGUGGAGUCUGCAGGGUUCUGGGAGCAGAUUAGUUUCGGGUGUCACUUAAUCCGGGAGGCCCUUCCGUAACCGGAGACUUCACAGGGGCAGAGGUAGUAUAAAUCUGCAUAAGGGGCCCAGCCCGGCUCUCAGAGGCUGCAGGAUGGACAAGGGUGCCUCAGCCAAGCUGCUGCUGCUGCUGCUGCCGUGGGCCACCUGCUACGGACAUGCAACAGCCGACCACCUGAGCGGCUACACGUCGGUCAUCGAGGUGACCAACGGGGGACCCUGGGGCGACUGGGCCUGGCCUGAGAUGUGUCCCGAUGGAUUCUUCGCCAGCGGGUUCUCGCUCAAGGUGGAGCCCCCCCAAGGCAUUCCUGGCGACGACACUGCUUUGAACGGGAUCCGACUGCACUGCUCACGCGGGAACGCGGAGCGCAACACGCAGGUGGUGGAGUCCCAGUCCGGCAGGUGGGGCGCGUGGAGUGAGCCACAGUGGUGUCCCGGCGGUGGCUUCCUCGUGGCUUUCUCGCUUCGCGUGGAGGCACCCAUGGCCCCCGGGGACAACACGGCGGCCAACAACGUACGCUUCCGCUGCUCCGACGGCACGGAGCUGGAGGGGCCCGGCCUGGCCUGGGGCGACUUUGGAGAAUGGAGUAAGGCCUGCCCCAAAGGCGUGUGCGGUUUGCAGACCAAGGUCGAGCGGCCGAGGGGCCUCCGAGACGACACCGCCCUGAACGACGUGCGUUUUUUCUGCUGUCGGAGUUGACCAGGUCGCCCGCCCCGAAGCUAGUCCCACCUCUCGCUAUUAAAGCUUCUCUGUCUUGGC